Messenger RNA from Rhopilema esculentum, 3338 nucleotides. The record is from RefSeq and is a predicted model, not a curated record. NCBI's taxonomy places the organism in Eukaryota, Metazoa, Cnidaria, Scyphozoa, Rhizostomeae, Rhizostomatidae.
AUGGAAGAAAACGAUAAUCGAAUAGGCCAGGCGCAGCAACCUCAACCAGUAUCGAUUCAAUUACCUCCAGUUAAGGAAUUCGAUCCAAAAGGAGAUCCUUCCACGGUGCAAGACAUAUUUGAAACAUUAGGUGAGGUAGGCACAACAUAUGACCAGGCAGUAAAUAAGUUAGAUAGUCAUUUUGAUAUCAAGAAGAAUAUUCCAUUUGAAAGAUGUGUAUUUCAUGAAACAGGUCAAGAAACAGGAGAGAACAUAGAUUCAUAUGUCACUAGGUUGAAAAAGUUAAUCAUUCAUUGUGAAUAUGGUGAUGCAACACAAGAUGAGAUAAGAGAUCAAGUAAUAGCAAAAUGCAAAUCAAGUAAGCUUAGAAAAAGAUUGCUACAAGAGCCAGAUCUCACAUUAGAUAAAGUUCUAAGAAUAGGAAAGCUCAUGGAACAAUCAGACCUUCAGACAAAGAAGAUAGAACAACAAAAUGGUGCAGGCUCAUCAGCUGACACAAUGAAAGAAUCUUUCUCAGACCUGAAUAAAAUAAGGCCAAAUAAAUACCAGCACAAAGGUAGGCAAGCAAACAGAAAUCAAAAAUACACUCAACAAAGGGAACAAUGUGGAAGAUGUGGAAUGAAGAAUCACAACAGUAAAGACUGUAGAGUGACAAAAGGGAAAAAGUGCAUGAAAUGUGGAAUUAUGGGACACUUUGCAAAAUGCUGCAAGACCAAAAAUCCAAAGAAACCAGAAAAUCAUCAAGUGAGAGCAAGUAAAGUCACAACAGAAAGUUCAAGUGAUGAUGAAACAUCAGUAUUCAAAAUUGGAAGCAAGGAAAGACCAGUAUAUCCAGUCUAUAUAGAUGGCACACCAAUAAAUAUGCUCAUUGACAGUGGAUCAACAUUGAACAUCAUUGAUGAGAUAUCAUUUCAGAAAUUGCCAAAAGAACCACAACUUGAAAGCAGCAAGACUAAGAUAUUCACUUAUCUAGGCAAAGAACCAUUGAAACUAAAAGGAACAUUCAGAGCAAGAGCUGAAGCAUUUGGGAAAGAAACCCAAGCAAAAUUCUAUGUCACAAAAGGUUCAGGGGGAGCAUUGCUAGGACAAAAGACAGCAGAAAAGCUUGAUAUUUUAAGAGUAGGCCCAGUUCUAGGUUCUAAAGCAGAUCCAACAAAUUCACUUCACAAAUCAGUAAAUGAAAUCAGUCAAGAAAAGCCAACUGAACACAAAAUAGAUCCUAAGAUUCAGAAAGUUCUGGACAACAACAGAGAAGUAUUUGAAGGCAUGGGUAAAUUCAAAGACUACAAGUUAAAACUACAUAUUGAUGAAAAUGUCAUUCCGGUUCAGCAGCCAAUCAGAAGAUUACCAUAUCAUACAAGAAAGAAAGUUUCUGCAGAACUAGAAAGAUUGUUGAAAAAUGACUGCAUAGAGAAAGUUAAAGGUCCAAGUACCUGGAUAAACCCAAUAGUAGUAGUACCAAAGCCAAAUGGAACCAUAAGAUUAUGUUUAGAUAUGAGAAGAGCCAAUGAAGCCAUAGUAAGAGAAAGACACCAGAUUCCAAAAGUUGAAGAAAUCCUCCCAGAGCUGCAUAAUGCAAAAUACUUUUCAAAGAUUGAUUUAAAAGAAGGGUACCACCAACUAGAGUUAGCAGAGGAAUCAAGGCACAUAACAACAUUUCUAACACAUGAAGGUUGUUUUCAAUCAAAACGUCUUGUGUAUGGAGUCAGUUCAGCCUUUGAGCAGUUUCAGAAGGUUAUUGAGCAAAGCAUUGCAGGUUGCCCAGGCACAAGGUCAAUAUCAGAUGACAUUCUGAUAUGGUCAUCGAGUAGAGAUGAAAUGGCAGAGCGUCUUGACACGCUAUUCAAAGCAUUGCAUGCCAGAAACUUAAAGAUCAAUCCAAAGAAAUGUGUAUUUGGAACAACAAAGCUCACAUUUGCAGGAUAUUGUCUAACAGACAAAGGAAUUCAUCCAGAUAAAUCCAAAGUGGAUGCAGUCAACAAUGCCAAAGUCCCAACAAAUGCAACAGAAGUAAGAAGUUUCCUAGGUCUAGUCAACUUUUGUUCACACUUCAUCAAAGACUAUGCUACACUUACGGAACCUCUGAGGAAACUCACCAGAAAGGAAACUACAUUUGCAUGGAACAAGGAACAACAAGCAAGUUUCACAAAGUUAAAGGAAAGCCUUACAAAUGCAAGCACAAUGGCUUAUUACCAGCCUCAUGCAGACACAAAAGUUAUUGUAGAUGCUUCACCAGUAGGACUAGGGGCAAUCCUUACUCAAAAACAACAAGAUGGACAAUUCAAGCCAGUUGCUUAUGCAUCACAUGCAUUAAUCCCAACAGAACAAAGAUAUUCUCAGACAGAAAGAGAAGGCUUAGCCGCAUUUUGGUCAACACAGAAGUUUCAUUACUAUUUGUAUGACAGAGAAUUUACAAUAGUAACUGACCACAAACCACUUGAAAAACUAUUAUCAGCAAGAGGAAGCCCUACACCAAGAUUGCAAAGAUGGUUACUAAAAAUGCAACCAUACAAGUUCACUGUUCAAUUUGAACCAGGACACACAAAUGCAUCUGAUGUACUAUCUCGUUCACCUUUACCAGCUACAGGAGAAAAGUUAACUGAUGAUACAGAACAUUUCAUCAACUCAAUUGUUUAUGAUGCUAUUCCUAAAUCAGUCACAAUAGAGGAAAUUCAAGAAAUAUCAAGAAAUGAUGAAAUAUUGAAAAACAUCAAAGAACAGAUUAAAUCAGAGAAAUGGUCAAAAAGUCCACAAUACAAACCAUAUUUUCUGAACCGGAGAGACCUCUGGAUCAAAGAUGAUAUUAUUUUAAAAGGCACAAAGCUAAUAAUUCCCACAGAUCUAAGACAAAGAAUACUUGCCACAGCACACCAACAUCACUUAGGCAUUGUGAAAACUAAAGGAUUACUUAGAGAAAAAGUAUGGUGGCCAGGAAUAGAUCAAGAAGUGGAAAACUUGAUAAAACAUUGCCAUGCAUGUCAAGUAACAGGAUCCAAUAAAGUCAAUUUUGAACCACUUGAGGUAACAAAGAUACCCUCAACAAAUUGGCACACAGUAGCUUUGGACAUUCAAGGACCAUAUCCAACAAAGGAUUACUUAAUAGCACUCAUAGACUACAGAUCAAGAUAUCCAGUAGUUGCACAAGUCAAAACUAUCAACACAAAGACGGUAAUCAAAGCAUUGGAUAAGAUAUUUUCUAUGUUUGGUUACGUGCACAAAUUAGUUGCUGACAAUGGAAAACAGUUCAUUUCAGACGAAUUCAAACAGUACCUCAAACAACAUGGGAUAAAGCUAAGGAAUGUGACACCGUAUUCACCAUGGGUCAACGGUUAAGUUGA